UUACAUUGUGUUAACAAUUCAACUUAUACAACUCAACAUGUCUUCUAAGGUCGUAAUCGUUUUGGCGCUGAUCGCUAUGGCCGCUGCUGACCAUGGCUUCUCGUCCCAAUACAUCCAUAGACACGAUGGUCACCACGAGGUCGUGUCGCACGGCCAUGAUCAUCACCACCAUGACUAUUAUACUAUUCCCAAAUACGAGUUCGAGUACAAAGUAGACGACCACCACACCGGCGACCACAAGGUGCAGCACGAGAAGCGCGACCAUGACGUCACCGACAGCGACUACAAGACCAAGAUUGAGCACAUCGUCCCGCACCACCAUCACUAGACUGUUUCUAUUUUUCAAU
Manduca sexta (tobacco hornworm) is the source of this 347-nucleotide messenger RNA. Its product is annotated as histidine-rich glycoprotein. The transcript is spliced from 3 exons. Bases 38 to 328 code for a protein of 96 amino acids. Lineage: Eukaryota; Metazoa; Arthropoda; Insecta; Lepidoptera; Sphingidae. The record is from RefSeq and is a predicted model, not a curated record.